Alligator mississippiensis (American alligator) is the source of this 945-nucleotide messenger RNA. RefSeq names its product olfactory receptor 6E1-like. The coding region runs from base 1 to 945 and encodes 314 amino acids. NCBI's taxonomy places the organism in Eukaryota, Metazoa, Chordata, Crocodylia, Alligatoridae. The record is from RefSeq and is a predicted model, not a curated record. Gene Ontology annotation, biological process: G protein-coupled receptor signaling pathway. Gene Ontology annotation, molecular function: G protein-coupled receptor activity; olfactory receptor activity. Gene Ontology annotation, cellular component: membrane. The transcript has a single exon.
AUGCAGAACCAAACCGCAGUGACACAGUUUAUCCUCCUAGGCUUCACUGAUGUUCGCUGGAUGCAGCUACUGCUGUUUGCUGUGCUCCUUCUCAUUUACUUCUUGACCAUAAUGGGGAACAUCAUUAUAAUUUUCAUUACCCUUAUAGAUGUCUAUCUCCAGACCCCCAUGUACUUCUUUCUCAGGAACUUCUCCAUCCUGGAAAUUGGCUUCACUUCCAUCAGCAUCCCUAAGAUGCUGGCCAACCUCGUCAUGGACAGCAACACCAUUUCAAUCAGCUCUUGUUUUGUGCAAUUGUUUUUCUACUUCCUGGUGGGCAUCGCUGAACUUUUCCUCCUGGCAGUGAUGUCUCUGGAUCGCUAUGUUGCCAUCUGUCACCCACUCCGUUACCCUGUAAUUAUGAACAGAAAUGUUUGUAUCCAUUUAGUGGUUUGGUCUUGGGUGGGAAGUUUCAUGUCCGUUUUUUUCACAACUGUUGUCAUAACCCAGCUGCCCUUCUGUGGUCCAAACAUCAUCAACCAUUUUUUCUGUGAUAACUCACCACUGCUCAAACUGGCCUGCACUGACACACAACUGAUUGAACUGGUCGAUUUUAUUAUAGCUAUCGUAACUGUGCUGGGCACUUUGUCCACCACUGUUGUGUCCUAUGUCCAUAUAAUCUCUGCUAUCCUAAGCAUGCCUACCAAAACAGGGCAGCAGAAAGCCUUCUCCACCUGCGCCUCUCACCUCAUGGUAGUCUUCAUCACUUAUGGCAGCUGUAUCUUCAUGUACGUCAAGCCUGCACAUGAUGGUAAACUGGACUUCAACAAAGCAGCAGCCAUUUUCAACAAUGUGAUUUCCCCCCUGCUCAACCCCUUCAUCUACAGCCUGAGGAACAAGCAAGUUCAGAAGGCCUUAAGAAAGGCUUUUGGGCAAAGAGCACAGUUUUUUAAGGGCUUGAGAUAG